Cyphellophora attinorum is the source of this 1149-nucleotide messenger RNA. RefSeq lists its product as uncharacterized. The coding region runs from base 1 to 1149 and encodes 382 amino acids. Lineage: Eukaryota; Fungi; Ascomycota; Eurotiomycetes; Chaetothyriales; Cyphellophoraceae. The record is from RefSeq and is a predicted model, not a curated record. The transcript has a single exon. Gene Ontology annotation, molecular function: oxidoreductase activity, acting on NAD(P)H.
AUGCGAGCACUGAUCCUUGACCCAGAUCAACGCAGUGCCGAUGUGCGCGAUGUGCCGAAGCCAAAACCGUCCAGCGGCGAUGUACUCAUCAAAGUCGAAUAUGUCGCGCUCAAUCCCGUCGAUUCUUUGUAUGUUGCAGAGCCACUGGCAACCUCCCGCCGAGUCCUAGGCAGCGACUUUGCCGGGCAUGUUGUCGAGAUCGGCUCCGAUGCUGCCUCGAACGGCGGUCUCAAGUCAGGUGACCGUGUCGCCGGAUUCGUCCAAGGUGCAAGCAGUGUCAACGAACGACCUGGCGCCUUCGCAGAACACGUGAUCUCUCCCUGGGAUCUGUUGUGGAAGGUGCCAGAUGACAUGGGCUUGGACGGGGCAGCUACCGUCAGUCUGUGUGCGCUGACUGCUGCUCAAGCUCUGUUCUAUCGAAUGGGUCUGCCGCCGCCGUGGGACGAGUCGAAAUCCAGAAGCACUCUGUCGACCCUCGAGCCACAGUAUUUCCUCGUUUAUGGAGCAUCAACAUCAGUCGGUCUCUUUGCCGCUCAGCUAUUGCAACAGAUGGAAGCUAAGCUUGACACAAGAAUCAUCUUGAUCGGCGUAGCCAGCAAGAAGCAAUGGGAGAUGCUGAAGGCUCCACCGUACUCCUACGACCACUUGUUGGACUAUCGAGACCCGGACUGGCUGGCGUCUGCGGAUGCAUUGACGUCUGGCAAAGGCUUGGGAUAUGCGUACGAUUGUAUCUCGGAAGGGGAAACUGUGGCGAAGAUCGAUAGUAUCAUGCAGCCGACAGGACGACUGAUGGUGGUCCGAUCAAUACAAGGCGGUGCGUGGACGGUGCCCAAAGAGUUCAAGGUCGAACCAUCGUAUGGCGCGGUAUGGGAAGGGUUGGGUGAGGAGGUCCAGUAUAAGGGAAUGAACCUGCCAGCGAACCCCCGAGCUCGAGCAUUUGCUGUCGAGUUCUAUCGGUGGCUCUCGUCUAGGAGGACCGUGCAACCGAGCAGAGUCAGACUGAUGCCGGGAGGUUUGGACAAGAUUGCAGCCGAUGGGUUCGGAUUGCUGGGCUCUGGUACCAUGGACGACAGGGUCAAGAGAGACGAAGAAUGGAUGAAGCCAAUCAGUGCUGAGAAGUUGGUGUAUCAGCUGUCCUGGACAGGAUGA